This is a messenger RNA of Zophobas morio, 852 nucleotides long. RefSeq names its product Ubiquitin conjugating enzyme 7 (gene Ubc7). The transcript is spliced from 5 exons. Gene Ontology annotation, cellular component: endoplasmic reticulum; cytosol. Bases 152 to 655 code for a protein of 167 amino acids. NCBI's taxonomy places the organism in Eukaryota, Metazoa, Arthropoda, Insecta, Coleoptera, Tenebrionidae. The record is from RefSeq and is a predicted model, not a curated record.
UCCAGUGGUUGGUAGACCUGUCGAAAUUGUAAACGUCAGGUGAAAAUUCAAUGGAGGUUAAUAAGAAUUUCUUUUUUUCGUAAUUUCCACUUCCGUGGAGCUAGUUUUCAACGUUCGAAUUUUUUAUUUGUUAUUCUUAUAGUGAACAGCAAUGGCUGGAUCCGCGUUAAGACGGUUAAUGGCGGAAUACAAACAGUUGACGUUAAACCCACCUGAAGGUAUUAUAGCGGGUCCAAUAAACGAGGAGAACUUUUUCGAAUGGGAAGCUCUAAUUACUGGUCCUGAGGGGACCUGUUUCGAGGGAGGCGUUUUUCCAGCUAAACUCAUUUUUCCCGCUGAUUAUCCUUUGAGUCCCCCAAAAAUGCAGUUUACGUGUGAAAUGUUUCAUCCAAACAUAUAUGCUGAUGGUAGAGUUUGCAUUUCUAUAUUACACGCUCCUGGGGAUGAUCCUAUGGGGUAUGAGUCAAGUGCUGAGAGGUGGUCACCUGUACAAAGCGUGGAAAAAAUUUUACUUUCGGUAGUUAGCAUGUUGGCAGAACCAAAUGAUGAGAGUGGAGCUAAUGUAGAUGCCGCAAAAAUGUGGAGAGAAAACAGAGAAGAGUUUAAUAAAAUAGCUGAAAGAAUAGUACGAAGAACACUAGGAAUUCCUACAUAAAUCAAAAUGUGGUAUUAUUUAUUAUAAGCGUUAAGGGGUGUUCAAUUUUAAUGACUUAGGUUCAAGUGCUGAUGUUUGUUAGAAAUAUGUUAUGGUUAUUUUUAGAGUUUUGGGGGCGCUUGAUCCUAAGAACAAAAAUGUAAAUUGUUAUCACUGAGAAAAUUUAUUUCAAUAUAUUAAUUCUGACAACAGCAAAA